Messenger RNA from Magallana angulata, 591 nucleotides. RefSeq lists its product as uncharacterized. Gene Ontology annotation, molecular function: four-way junction helicase activity; 3'-5' DNA helicase activity. Lineage: Eukaryota; Metazoa; Mollusca; Bivalvia; Ostreida; Ostreidae. Gene Ontology annotation, biological process: double-strand break repair via homologous recombination. The transcript has 4 exons. Gene Ontology annotation, cellular component: nucleus; chromosome; cytoplasm. The record is from RefSeq and is a predicted model, not a curated record.
AUGUAUCAUGCAUCUGUGGAAUAUGGGAGUGAAAAUCUAUCAGAAUUGAUAUUUCAUCAGAUUUCCUCAGAGGACAGCCCUCUAAGGAUCAUAUUGGCUUCUUCUGUCCUAGCGAUGGUAGCAGAUUUUGGCCGUGUGGAAAGAAUUGUGCAUGCAGGUCCACCUAAGAGUAUUGAAGCUUAUAUUCAGCAAGUGGGUAGAACAGGCAGAACAGGGAAACAGGCAACAGCAAUUUUAUUUUUCUGCCGAAAUGAAUCAACUUGUAUGAGAAACAUCCUUAAUGAUUACUUUGGAUUUAUGGAUGACACCAGUGAGAGUGAAAAUAAAGCAACUUUUUGCUGUAACAUUUGUAAUCCAAUCUUAAAUGAAUGAUUUUUACCUCUAAGGCAAGAGCUAAAAUCUUCCAACCGACAAUCAUUGUCGGAUUACAACAUAUUAAAUAACUUGGAGAUAUCCCCUUACCAAAUAGAAUCGGUCAUCCACAAUUAUUCAAGAUAUGUGGAAACAGACACUUUCAUUAAGGAUUUCGGUUUGAAUCAAGCACAUGCAGAAAAUUUAUGUACCAUUAUCAAAUUAAGUGUGUCAUUAUAA